UGCCGCGACGAAAGCGCUUCUUUCUUUUCUCUUACGAUUUAUGUUGCACAUAGCACGUGGAAGUCGUACUUUUUGUUUAAAAAAAAGCUUUUAAACUAAAAAUAACAAAAUGCCAUUGGCCGUCGAUUACCUACACCCUGCUCCAGCUGAGGAGAAGAGGAAGCACAAGCUUAAACGUUUGGUGCAAAAACCAAACAGUUACUUCAUGGAUGUGAAGUGUCCCGGUUGCUACGCAAUAAAAACCAUCUUCAGCCAUGCUCAAAGACCCGUUGAGUGCGACGGAUGCCGCACUAUUUUGUGCACACCCACUGGUGGAAAAGCACGUUUAACUGAAGGAUGCUCCUUCAGAAGGAAAAUCCAGUGCUAAUUUUAAAUUAAUUUUUUAUUAUUUUAGGAAAAUAAAAAAUUAAUUAAACUCAAA
Messenger RNA from Trichogramma pretiosum, 421 nucleotides. Its product is annotated as 40S ribosomal protein S27-like. Gene Ontology annotation, molecular function: RNA binding; structural constituent of ribosome. Gene Ontology annotation, biological process: translation; ribosomal small subunit assembly. Gene Ontology annotation, cellular component: cytosolic small ribosomal subunit; ribosome. The coding region runs from base 110 to 367 and encodes 85 amino acids. The record is from RefSeq and is a predicted model, not a curated record. NCBI's taxonomy places the organism in Eukaryota, Metazoa, Arthropoda, Insecta, Hymenoptera, Trichogrammatidae. The transcript has 2 exons.